Dictyostelium discoideum AX4 is the source of this 858-nucleotide messenger RNA. RefSeq lists its product as hypothetical. The transcript is spliced from 3 exons. The record is from RefSeq and is a predicted model, not a curated record. The coding region runs from base 1 to 858 and encodes 285 amino acids. Lineage: Eukaryota; Evosea; Eumycetozoa; Dictyosteliales; Dictyosteliaceae.
AUGAAAAGUGAUUUAAUAUCACCAACACAAACCAAUAAAUAUUUAUUUAAAAGAGUUUUAUUUCAAGAAUAUGAAUUCAUUAUAAAGGAUUUUAGAAACAAUUCAUUUAAUGAUGAAUUUGAAGAAGAUAAUCAAUGUGAAAUUAUGAUUGAUGAAUUUAUGACACAGUAUGAAAAUAUACCACAAUUAGAAACCACUGAAUUAAUGGGUGAAUAUUUAAAAAGUAAAAAUUUAAAUGGAUUAAAUAUUUUAGAUAUUGAAUCUGGUAAUCAAGGUUUAUGUGGCUUAUUAGCAAGUAAAUGUGGUGCUUCAAAUGUUAUUUUCACAUGUGGUUCACCAUCCCCACAACCAUCAACAACAAUUAAUUCAACAACAUCCACCACCACUACUACCAAUUACAUUGAAUCAAUAAAUGAUAUUGAAGAAUUAAUAAAAAUUAAUGAAACAUCAUUAUCAUCAAGAGUGGUUUCAUUUCAUUUCGGUUUAGAAAAUUUAAAUUCAUUUUUUAAUAAAAUUUCAAUUCCCUUUGAUUUUAUACUUUUAAAUAAUUUGUAUAAGAUAAUAAUAAUAAUUAUUAAUAUUAAUUCUAUUGAAAAUAGGUUAUUAAAGGAUGAAUAUAAAUCAAUUGAAAAAAUAUUAUUACUUUUUGGUACAAUUGCAUCAAUUUUAAUGAUUCAAAAAUAUCAUAACCCAAAUCAUCCAAUUUGUAAAUGUUUAUUUAGUAUAGAUUCAAAUUCAAUCAAUAUUCCAAUAAUAAAAAUAUUAGACAUUGCAAAUAGAUUUAAUUUAAAUAAUGAAUUUAUAAAUAUUGGAAAUUUUAAUGAUAAUUUUAAAUUAAUAGAAUUUACUUUAAAAUAA